Molecule: messenger RNA, 663 nt
Organism: Lactuca saligna
Lineage: Eukaryota; Viridiplantae; Streptophyta; Magnoliopsida; Asterales; Asteraceae
Source: the annotation of a GenBank genome assembly
AUGUUGAUCCCCACUCUUCUUAUACUCUCUCUUCUCUUUGCGACAUCGUCUGCAUCUGUGCACGACUUUUGUGUAGCUGAUUUGUCACAGUCCGACACUCCUUUAGGUUUCCCAUGCAAAGAUCCCAAGAAAAUAACGGCAGAUGAUUUUGCUUUCUCGGGCCUUGGUGAACCCGGGAACACGACCAAUCCCAUCAAUGCUUAUGUCACUCCAGCAUUCACUCCCCAGUUUCCGGCUGUGAAUGGGCUUUGGAUAUCCAUGGCUAUACCGAUGCACACUCACCCUGGAGGCACGGAAAUGUUGUAUCUCAUCAAAGGGACUACUUGUGUUGGAUUCAUAUCGUAUGAUAAUACUUUGUAUGCCAAGACGAUAAAAGAAGGGGAUACUUUUCUUUUUCCACAAGGGCUGGAACACUUUAUAAAAAAUUGUGGUACGAAACCCGUAUUUGGAAUCACUAGCUUCAGUAGUUCGAUGCCGGGAAUGCAAUUACUAGAACUGAUGUACCAACGAAAGUGGUGUCUGGGACAGCUUUAUUGGAUUCAGCACAAGUUAAGAAACUCAAGGGUGUUCUUGGUGGGUUUGGUUAAGGUUGCUUUUGGGUUUCAAGUUCUUGAUUUACUCUCAUCUUGUUGUCGUUUGUUUGUUGUAGUACCAAGCAUCUAG